Ochotona princeps (American pika) is the source of this 1576-nucleotide messenger RNA. It is a transcript of the gene ABRAXAS1, whose product is annotated as abraxas 1, BRCA1 A complex subunit. The transcript is spliced from 9 exons. Gene Ontology annotation, molecular function: polyubiquitin modification-dependent protein binding; microtubule binding. Gene Ontology annotation, cellular component: nucleus. The record is from RefSeq and is a predicted model, not a curated record. NCBI's taxonomy places the organism in Eukaryota, Metazoa, Chordata, Mammalia, Lagomorpha, Ochotonidae. The coding region runs from base 100 to 1329 and encodes 409 amino acids. Gene Ontology annotation, biological process: attachment of spindle microtubules to kinetochore; mitotic spindle assembly; protein K63-linked deubiquitination.
CAGCCGGCCCCGCCCACCCGCCGCGUCGCGUCCGGAGUCGCGUCCCUCGCGCGCCGGUCGCCGCUGCUCCUCAGCCUGGGCUGUGGCGGUCGCGGCGGUAUGGAGGGCGAGAGCACGGUGGCGGUGCUGUCGGGCUUCGUGCUCGGAGCGCUUACGUUUCAGCACCUCAACACCGAUUCGGACACGGAAGGUUUUCUCAUUGGGGAAGUGAAAGGUGAAGCCAGAAAUAGCAUCACUGAUUCCCAAAUGGAUGAUGUAGAGGUUGUUUAUACAAUUGAUAUUCAGAAAUACAUUCCAUGCUAUCAGCUUUUCAGUUUUUAUAAUUCUUCAGGUGAAAUAGAUGAGCAAGCACUAAAGAAAAUAUUACCAAACAUCAAAAAGGAUGUAGUAGGUUGGUAUAAGUUCCGUCGUCAUUCAGAUCAGAUCAUGACAUUUAGAGAAAGAGUGCUUCACAGAAACUUACAAGAGCAUCUCUUAAAUCAGGAGCUUGUUUUUCUGUUAAUGACACCAAGUAUUAUAACAGAGAGUUGCUCUACUCAUCGCCUGGAACAUGCCCUAUAUAAACCUCAAAAAGGACUUUUUCAUAGGAUACCUUUAGUGGUUGCCAAUCUAGGCAUGUCUGAACAAAUGGGUUAUAAAACUGUAUCAGGUUCCUGUAUGUCGGCUGGUUUUAGCAGAGCAGUGAAAACACACAGAUCUGAGUUUUUUAAAGAUGAUGGAUCUUUAAAGGAGGUACAUAGGAUAAAUGAAAUGUAUGCUUCAUUGCAAGACGAGCUAAAGACUGUAUGCAAAAAAGUAGAAGAUAGUGAGCGAGCAGUGGAGAAACUACUAGAGGAUAUAAACAGAUUAAAAAGAGAAAUUAAAACAAGGAAACAGGCACAGAUUCAAGCAUCAGAAGAGAAGAGCACCUCCCAAGAUCCCCAGGAGAACGUUUUUCUUUGUCAAGCUUUACGGACCUUUUUUCCAGAGAAUGAAUUUCUCCAUUCCUGUGUUAUCUCUUUGAAAAACAGACAUGUUUCUAACACUGGUUGUACCAUCAAGCACCACCUGAGUGAGGUAAACAGCUUGACCUUGAUGGUAGACUGCACGGACAUCCUGGACACGAGUCCAGGCGGCACCCCAGAGCAGGGUAAGCGUAAAGCCUUCGACACUGAGGAUGAGUGGCAACUCAAGAGAUCACGGCUACUAGAGAGAGAAAAGAAACGAUUCGAAGCAGACAGUGAUAGCAGUAACCCAGACAGAGUCUCUCCAGUGAGCAGCCUGGAAACAGAUGACGACAUUGAGAAAAUGAGGGAUUCUGGUGAAUACCCACAGUCACCCACGUUCUGAUCCACUUCAUCCAAAAGGAGAUUUUUGAAUUGGCUGAAAGAUUCAGCUGUUUUAUUUAUGCUAUAUUUUGCUGUCUUCAGUAAUACAUGUAUGAGUUCAUUUGUUUUUACUGUAUUCAGACAUGAGCAGAAGUGUAAAGAUGGUUUGUUUUACUAUGUUCACUGGUUUGCAGUAAUACCUAGAGAAAUUUUAGUGUAUUUUACUAAGCGUUUUAAAAAUAUCAGAUGCUUCUAUUUUAAAACCAAAA